AUGUUUUACUCUUCGGGGCUGCCUUUUCAUUUAGCAAGAAAUCCUCAUUAUAGGAAGGCAUUUGCCUAUGCUGCCAACAAUCAGAUCAAUGGUUACCAACCUCUAGGUUAUAAUAAAUUAAGGACAACAUUACUUCAAAAUGAUAGAAGACAUGUGGAGAAUUUGUUACAACCAAUUAAAAAUGCAUGGAGCCAGAAGGGUGUGAGCAUUGUUAGUGAUGGAUGGAGUGAUCCGCAAAGAAGAUCUCUUAUUAAUUUCAUGGUUGUCACGGAGAGUGGACCUAUGUUUUUGAAGGCCAUUGAUUGUUCAAAUGAGAUCAAAGACAAGGAUUUCAUUGCCAAACAUAUGAGGGAGGUAAUUAUGGAGGUUGGGCACUCAAAUGUUGUGCAAAUAGUGACGGAUAAUGCAGCCAUUUGUAAAGCAGCAGGUGAUGCAAUGUUUGUGAAAAACUUUGUAAUGAGUCACUCUAUGAGACUAUCCAUUGCUCCAACAAGAUUUGCCUCCACUAUUGUAAUACUCAAGAGAUUCAAGCAAUUGAAGAAAGGACUCCAAGAGAUGGUCAUUAGUGACCAAUGGUCUUCUUAUAGGGAAGAUGAUGUUGCAAAGGCUAAAUUUGUGAAAGAUACUUUGUUGGAUGAUAAAUGGUGGGAUAAUGUUGAUUAUAUUCUUUCUUUCACUAGCACUAUCUAUGAUGUUCUUAGAAGAACGGAUACGGAAGCUUCAUCUCUCCAUCUAGUAUAUGAGAUGUGGGAUUCAAUGAUUGAAAAGUAG
Molecule: messenger RNA, 771 nt
Organism: Glycine soja
Lineage: Eukaryota; Viridiplantae; Streptophyta; Magnoliopsida; Fabales; Fabaceae
Exons: 2
Coding region: 1-771 (256 amino acids)
Source: RefSeq, a predicted model, not a curated record